This is a messenger RNA of Gasterosteus aculeatus aculeatus (three-spined stickleback), 3421 nucleotides long. RefSeq lists its product as uncharacterized. The record is from RefSeq and is a predicted model, not a curated record. NCBI's taxonomy places the organism in Eukaryota, Metazoa, Chordata, Actinopteri, Perciformes, Gasterosteidae. Gene Ontology annotation, biological process: protein homooligomerization. Gene Ontology annotation, cellular component: membrane.
GUCGCAGAAAACUGUGGCCGCCCCUCUUUCCUGCGCCGGCUGCUUGCUGAUAGAUAAAAUCGACCGCACCCCCCAGCUCCAUUCACCGCCAUAGCCAGUGCACAGCGGAGCCGCUGCAGAGAAGCCAUCAGCGUAUUACCGACCAAUUACCCUCGAAGCGCAUAGAUACACCGCCUGUUUACGGGCCGAGAUGGGAAAGGUGGGUGAGUUGGUCCGGGUUUCCCUUCUUAUUGUGUUCCUCCUGAACACUGAAUCGACAUGGGCCAAAAGAGGGAGCAGUAGCAGCAGCAGCAAGAAAACCUCUACCAGCAGCAGGGGGGGGACGCAGUCGAAGCCCUCCGCGAGCUACCCUCGACAGCCACAGAGUCCCAAUCGUAACCCCAAUCCAUAUCCUCCUGGUGGAAGUUACCCUGGAGCAGGCAAUCCAGCAGGAGUCCCCAGACAAAACCCACCUGCAGCUGGAUAUCCAGUCGCGGGUGGCUAUCCGGCUGCGGGUGGCUAUCCGGCUGCGGGUGGAAAUCCGGCCGCCGGUAGAUAUCCGGCCGCCGGUGGAAAUCCGGCCGCCGGGGGCUAUCCGAACCAAUACCCUGGGAGAGGGAAUUAUCCAAAUCAACAUCCACCUGCUGGAGGCUACCCAGCUGCUGGAGGCUACCCAGCUGCUGGAGGCUAUCCCAACCAAUACCCGGGCAGAGCUGGCAACCCAGGAGGAUAUCCUGCAGGAGGAUAUCCUGCAGGAGGCUACCCUGCUGCAGGAGGCUACCCAGCUGCAGGAGGCUACCCGGUCAGAGGGGGAAAUACAGGUUGGGGUCAACCUGGUGCAGGGGGUUACCCUGGUGGAGGGGGUGGUGCCUACCCCGGUGGAGGGGUUGGUGGUUAUCCUGGCGCAGGGGUGGGUGGUUACACCAACUGGAACCCAAAUAAUAAGAUCCUCAGUCCCCGCUAUGGUGGGGGAGGCUACGGCGGGGGAGGCUAUGGUGGUCAAGGGAUGGGAGGGUCACCUUUCUCUCGUUCCGUGCAGGGAAUGGGUUACCAGCCCAAGUCUUCAGGUUUUGCCAAGAAAGCCAUGCUGGCAGCGGGCGUAGGGGCUGUGGCCGGGAUGGCUGUUGGGUAUGGACUAGGUCGCUUCCCUCGACCCCACUUCAAUUUCCGUAACCCUGAAGAAGAGCAGUACUACAACAACUACAUGUACAAACGCUACGGCACCCAGUCCACUGAUGAGAAGGACUAUGGCCGCGAUUACGUCUACAGGCCUCCACCACGGGCGGAGUCUUACGACAAAUUCAUGGAGCGCUGCAUGAACAGGACCGACCUCCUUAAAGAUGAAGGGAGCAGCUCGACCAGGCCCAAGAGUCAGGAUGGAGUUGGCCAAGUCGCGGACGACACGGUCAGCAUCGAGGAGAUUGGGUACCCGGCCCUAAUUGAGCAGAUGAAGGCCCGCCGCUGCGUCGAGCAGUUCAUGGUGUACUCGGAGCGCUUUCUGCAGGAACGAAAAGCCGAGCAGCAAAGCCAGGCGAAUCGCAGCAGCCCUCUGAGCGACGGGACGAUUCAGCUUUUCACCUCCUUCCUGAUGCUACUUUCCAGCAUGCUUCUUCUCCAGUGAGAGCUAUUAGUGUUCGUUUAAACAUAACCCUAAUGGAUGGCCAUUAUAUCUGCACGUCCACACACUGCUGAAGUAUAUUAUCUCCAUAGCAAGCUCUCUGGGUCUCAUGUAGUCAAUCCUAUCGCUAUUAUCGACACAGGUAACCAAUGUUGAUGUAUAUACUAACUAAAUGAGUACAUUGUAAGAGGCAGCAGAGUAUUUGUUUCAAAAUGUUACAGUUAUAUCAUCAGUUGUGUGUUGUACAAGCUGGACUAAUCUUGUUUAUGUUAACUCUUUCAAUAAGUUAUUUAGCGUCUGUGUUGCUCUGUUUCAUGUUUUUUCGCUCCACAUUAUAAUACACUGAAUGCAUAGAAAACAGAUUACAGGAACUUUAGUUCAGCUUUUGUAACAAUUUGCUGUUAUAGCACGACUGUGUAAAGCCGGAAUUUGUAUGUACAAAAAAAAAAAAAAGGAAAACCAUCCUAUUAACAUUUAGUCAACCUUUUCAUCUGAACACUACAAUUCAACUGAGCGAUUUUCAAUUGGUUAAAUAUACUUAUUAAAGGAGUCAUUUGGGGCAAAUUGAGAAUAAAUAUUUAUGUAAUUUGGCAAUGGAAACAAAUGGAUAGACUUGUUUUUCUUUCUGAGGACCGCUCACCAAAAGGAGAAGAGCAUUGUUUGUUUGUGUACUGACCACGAGGAGGCCAUUUAACGGUACAAAAACGAGGCAUGUGCUCAUUUUGAUACACUUGAUCCAAUCAAUUCAAAAUUCCCUUAAAACCACCACGUCGGUAAAUAUUUGCCACCCAUACUUGAAAACCAUCCGUCAAAUGGCAAUCUUGAACUUGUAUGACCAUAAUCUAAUUAAGACUCAAAAUGGGGAACUGUUCCCCUUCAAAUCCUGGAUGGCAUGCAACGACCCUUGAUAGUAAAGAGGCCUCUCUGGGCGUCUUUCUUUUGAUGUGAUUUGUUGAAAACAGCAGCCGAGGCUUCGGGUUUGUGCAGCGCUCCGUGUGGUUUGUGAAAACUGGCGUUUUGAGGCCCAUCCUUUUGGUUUUAAACAGAUGAGGUCCGCCACCAUUCCCGAUUUUUAAUCCUGAAUUCUGGCAACGCAGAAGUAGAUUUCCAGGUGUUGACCUGUGCAUACAUAAGUCUGCUGGUCCGUGCCACCCUUUUCAUCUUAAUGGGUUUGUGCAUUUGUUUAUUGUGAAGCUUCCUGUAUAUUUCUAAAUUAUUUAUACAUUUAUUUUACCGUUGAAGCUUGUUUUAUUUUAUCUGACUGUUUCAAUGACUUAUUCCCUUUUGGGUUUUGUAAUAUAAAAAGCACUUUGCGACUGUUUUGGAAAAAUUCUCCAUGUAUGAACUUUGCAGGCUUUUCCAGAGAGUUUCACACAAGUAAAAAGUUCAGAUGAGAAAACGCGUCAUUGUCUUUUUAGUCCGCUAUUUGGACAGUGGUGUAUUCUGACUACUCUGGGUAAUUAUUUAGUGUGUCACAACAAAGAAAGUCAAGUGGAUACUGUCUUGUUGUUGACGGCACAUCUGGAAGUGAGCAUUUGCAUUUUCUAAAGUGAUUUUAUUGUCUUCUCAUGUCACUUUUAUUCCUUGAAUCUCUGUUAAUCUGUUUUCAUACUGCACCCUGGGUCUUUACAUUUUCAUAUUGUAGGCUGUAGAAUAUCUGUGAAGUGCACUUAUUCCCUUUGGGUGUAGAUAUUCUGUAACUGUCAUUGAGCUCAUAAUGGGAAUAUAGACAUCUGUGUAAAUCUAACUCGUAGUUGUAAAUGCUUUGGGUUACUAAACUGGUUUGUCAUGUUUAUGUCUUCAAUAAAAUAACUUACACUAUAU